Ostreococcus lucimarinus CCE9901 is the source of this 1023-nucleotide messenger RNA. RefSeq lists its product with no specific name. The coding region runs from base 1 to 1023 and encodes 340 amino acids. Gene Ontology annotation, biological process: protein phosphorylation. Gene Ontology annotation, cellular component: protein kinase CK2 complex; nucleus; cytosol. The record is from RefSeq and is a predicted model, not a curated record. Gene Ontology annotation, molecular function: ATP binding; protein serine/threonine kinase activity. Lineage: Eukaryota; Viridiplantae; Chlorophyta; Mamiellophyceae; Mamiellales; Bathycoccaceae. The transcript has a single exon.
AUGUCGUCGAGGAUCGGUAAGGCGAUCCGGCGCGACGCGGUGGCGUCGCGGGCGCGCGUGUACGCCGAGGCGAAUGAUGAAAAGGCGCGCGAGUACUGGGACUACGAGGCGCUGAGCGUGCAGUGGGGCGAACAGGACGAGUACGAGGUCGUGCGAAAGGUGGGGCGCGGGAAAUACAGCGAGGUGUUCGAGGGACGACGGACGGAGAGCGGGGAGAAGUGCGUGAUCAAGAUUUUGAAACCGGUGAAGAAGAAGAAGAUCAAGCGGGAGAUUAAAAUUUUGCAAAAUCUGGCGGGCGGCGUCAACGUGAUCAAACUGUUGGACGUCGUGCGAGAACCGUCGACGAAAACGCCGAGUUUGGUGUUUGAAUACGUGAAUAAUACAGAUUUUAAAGCGUUGUAUCCGACGCUGACGGAUUACGAUAUUCGGUAUUACAUCAACGAAUUGCUCAAGGCGUUGGAUUUUUGUCACUCGCAGGGCAUCAUGCAUCGAGACGUCAAGCCGCACAACGUGAUGAUUGAUCACUCUAAGCGAGAGCUGCGUUUGAUCGAUUGGGGGCUGGCGGAGUUUUAUCAUCCCGGGAAGGAGUACAACGUUCGCGUGGCGUCGAGGUACUUUAAAGGUCCAGAGUUGUUGGUCGACUUGCAAGACUAUGACUAUUCGUUGGACAUGUGGAGUCUCGGGUGCAUGUUCGCGGGGAUGAUUUUCCGAAAAGAACCAUUCUUCGCCGGUCACGACAACUACGAUCAGUUGGUGCGCAUCGCCAAGGUGCUCGGAACGGACGAGUUAUACGCGUACUUGAACAAGUACCGCAUCGAACUCGACCCGAACUUUGAGACGCUCAUCGGGCGACACUCGCGCAAGCCGUGGAACAAGUACGUCACGGCGGAAAACCAACACCUGGUGAGCACGGACGCGAUCGAUUUCCUCGAUAAGCUGUUGCGCUACGAUCACCAAGAGCGCAUCACGGCGAAGGAGGCGCAGAGCCAUCCUUACUUUGACGUUUUGCGACAACGUAAAUAA